UUUACAGUAUAUUAUCUUGACAAUAUACUUAUCUUCUCUAAAAUGAUAGAUAAACAUCAGAAGUAUAUAAAAGUAAUGCUAGACGUGCUAUAUAUAUAUAAACUAUUAGUUAAUAAGGAAAAGAGCGAAUUCUAUGUUAGGAAAACGGUGUUUUUAUGA
Molecule: messenger RNA, 159 nt
Organism: Thermothelomyces thermophilus ATCC 42464
Lineage: Eukaryota; Fungi; Ascomycota; Sordariomycetes; Sordariales; Chaetomiaceae
Exons: 1
Source: RefSeq, a predicted model, not a curated record